This is a messenger RNA of Gekko japonicus, 3003 nucleotides long. RefSeq names its product transducin like enhancer of split 2 (gene TLE2). Gene Ontology annotation, biological process: negative regulation of canonical Wnt signaling pathway; regulation of DNA-templated transcription. NCBI's taxonomy places the organism in Eukaryota, Metazoa, Chordata, Lepidosauria, Squamata, Gekkonidae. Bases 298 to 2529 code for a protein of 743 amino acids. The record is from RefSeq and is a predicted model, not a curated record. Gene Ontology annotation, molecular function: transcription corepressor activity; protein binding. Gene Ontology annotation, cellular component: nucleus; transcription regulator complex. The transcript is spliced from 20 exons.
UCCCUCUCCCUGCUGUGUGCUCAAUGGGGGGAGACGACCCCCCAGACAGCCUGGGAAGGAUUUCCCCCCACCACCUUUUUGCCUGGCAAUUAUGUUAGUGGAUAUUUUGCAACCCCUCCCCGCCCACCCCCCCAAAAAAAACAAAAACAAAAAAAUUCAGAAAUUAAACAGAUUUUUUUCUUUCUGUUAAAAAAAAAAAAUCCCACUUCGUUCGAGACUCUCUUGAGUUCCCCAUUUUAAAAUACAUUUUUGACCGAUUAGCUGACAAAAGGAAAGGGGGGGGGUAGAUCCCCCAGGAUGUAUUCGCAAGGACGGCAUUCUACUUCGCUUCAGUCUGGGCAACCCUUCAAGUUCUCAGUUUUAGAAAUCUGUGACCGUAUUAAAGAAGAAUUCCAUUUCCUCCAGGCUCAAUAUCACAGCCUGAAGUUGGAAUGUGAAAAGCUGGCCAGCGAGAAGACAGAGAUGCAACGGCAUUAUGUGAUGUAUUAUGAAAUGUCGUACGGCUUGAAUAUCGAAAUGCAUAAGCAGGCUGAGAUUGUAAAGCGGCUAAGCGCCAUCUGUGCCCAAAUCGUCCCUUUCCUGACACAAGAGCAUCAACAGCAGGUGUUGCAGGCCGUGGAUCGGGCCAAGCAGGUGACAAUGGGGGAGCUAAACAGCAUUAUUGGGCAGCAGCAGCUCCAGCACCUCUCCCAUCAUGCCCCUCCGAUCCCUCUGACCCCUCACCCUUCAGGCUCCCAGGCCUCCGGCUUGGCUAGCAUGAGCACCACCUCUGGCCUGCUGGCCCUUUCGAGCGUCCUGGCGGCUCAGACGCAGCUGGCUUCGAAGGAUGACAGAGGGGCCCCAGACCCCGAGAACAACCGAGAACCCCCCUCAAGCCGGAGCAAUUCUGCGUCUCCUCCGGAGAGCCCCCAAGAGGAAGAACAGCUGGACAGCGCAGGGGGGAAGCGCAAGCCAGAGGCCAAAGAAGAAGCAGGGCAUUACGAGAGCGAUGGGGAGAGAAGUGAUUACAACCUGGUCGUUGACGAGGACCCUCCUUCGGAGCACGACAUCCCUGCGUGUGUGUCUGCUGCCAAGCUCUUGCCCGGCCGGAGGGACAUCCCCGACAGCCCAGCCUCGCUGGCCUCCAGUCGAAGUGGCACCCCUCUCAAAGCCAAGGACCCCAAUUUAAGCGAUAACCCCACCAGCCUUUCCACCUGCAAGUCGGCCGGACUGUCGACAUCCCAGGAGUCCUUAGGCCUGGGGCCCGGUCCCAGCUGCCCUGCCCAGGUCCAACAGAUCACCUCCAAGCCCUUGGCUACAGACGCCAUCACCCUUCGCAGUCCUCUGAGCAUGGCCGGUUCCUACACCUCCUCGUUUGGGAUUGUGCCCCACACUGCCCUCAGCAGUGAACUGGCUGCCUCCAGCUCCUACGUCAACAUCCACCUCUCCCCUCAGAUCAGCGGGACGGUGUUGUACGGGCGCUCCCCCAUGGUGGCCUUUGAGUCCCACCCGCACUUGCGCAGACCGACCGUCUCCGCCUCCCUGCCAGCUGUUCCUGGGAGCAAGCCGGCUUACUCUUUCCACGUGAGUGCUGAUGGUCAAAUGCAGCCGGUCCCCUUCCCGCCCGACGCCCUCAUCGGCUCCGGCAUCCCACGGCACGCCCGCCAGCUCCACACGCUGACCCACGGCGAGGUGGUCUGUGCCGUGACCAUCAGCAACUCCACCCAGCACGUCUACACGGGAGGGAAGGGCUGCGUCAAGGUGUGGGACGUGGGGCAGCCCGGAACCAAGACGCCUGUUGCGCAGUUAGACUGCUUGAAUAGGGACAAUUACAUCCGCUCUUGCAAGCUGCUCCCCGACAGCCGGAGCCUCAUUGUGGGCGGGGAGGCCAGCACCCUCUCCAUCUGGGACCUGGCGUCUCCCACCCCCCGGAUCAAGGCCGAGCUGACCUCCUCCGCCCCGGCCUGCUACGCCCUGGCCAUCAGCCCCGACGCCAAGGUCUGCUUCUCGUGCUGCAGCGACGGGAACAUCGUGGUGUGGGACCUGCAGAAUCAAACCAUGGUCAGGCAAUUCCAAGGUCACACAGACGGCGCCAGCUGCAUCGAUAUCUCCAACUAUGGCACCAAGCUGUGGACAGGGGGGCUGGAUAACACUGUGCGGUGCUGGGACCUCCGCGAAGGCCGGCAACUUCAGCAGCACGACUUCAGCUCCCAGAUCUUCUCCCUGGGCUACUGCCCAACAGGUGAAUGGCUGGCUGUUGGGAUGGAGAGCAGCAACGUGGAAAUCCUGCAUGUGACAAAAUCGGAAAAGUACCAGCUCCACCUUCACGAGAGCUGCGUCCUGUCCCUCAAGUUUCACCUUCCAGGGAAAUGGUUUGUCAGCACGGGUAAAGACAACCUCCUGAAUGCUUGGCGGACGCCCUAUGGUGCAAGCAUAUUCCAGUCCAAAGAAUCCUCGUCAGUUCUGAGCUGCGACAUCUCCGCCAACGACAAGUUGAUCGUGACGGGUUCCGGUGACAAGAAGGCAACGGUUUAUGAACUGGUGUACUGAGGCGGGAAAGGCCUUACCCCUCCGUUCCUCCUUCCUUUAUUGGCCGCACUUUGUUUGGGAUGUGGACUACAAGCCCCACCGGGAACCUGCGUCCCACCACAAAGCGAGUAACUCCCACCUUUCUCCCCAAAAUUCGAUCCAGCAAUUCUGGCAGCCAUCUCCCCGUUCCCCACGUCUCCUCACAGCCAUGUGGACAAGCGUCUUGCCUUCUCCCCUCCGAUUCUCAGGAAACUGGAUUCCACUUCCAGAAGUCGUUCUCUGUUCUCACACAAUCCCCAGCGGAUGUAUUGCUUCUCUCUAACCAAGAAGGGGGGGCACUUCUGUGACUUAACUUGCACCCCUGGCCUGCUGGAGAAUAAGGUUUCUCACCCCCUUAGGCCGAGCGAAGAAGGAAGCACCCGGUGGCCUGGAAUUGGUACCCCUUUUGGUGAUUUCAGGGGAUUGUUUUCCUUUCUUGAGGAGGGGGUGGGGAGA